Molecule: messenger RNA, 1695 nt
Organism: Dendronephthya gigantea
Lineage: Eukaryota; Metazoa; Cnidaria; Anthozoa; Malacalcyonacea; Nephtheidae
Exons: 8
Coding region: 38-922 (294 amino acids)
Source: RefSeq, a predicted model, not a curated record
AAAUUACACGUGUGUAGGCAAGAGUCACUCGUCAGCAAUGGCUAAAAAGUUAACCACAAUAACAGUUCAUUAUGUUGAGGUUAACUUCUAUUUCCCAAACAAUGGCAGCGUUACCAUAACAUGUACAUCAAGUGGUCCUCGUUUACAGGACUACACAAUAUACCAUAACGGCACUAAAGUCGCUAGAAACAUGUCGUAUACCAUUUCAACGGUGAACGGGACUCAUCCUGGAUUAUACAAUUGCACAGCAAUUAAUGGAUUAUUGGGAGAACUUUCAACUGUCAAAUUCUUAGAUGCCAAUAUGGGAAAACCAACACCAUCAAUCGCGCCAUCGACAACAACAACACGGACAGUACCAAGCUCAAGCACGACUUCACCAGGUGGUGGUACCUCAGGUAGUGUCAGUGAUAACAAUACUGGUCUCAUUGUGGGAUUAAGUCUUGGUGGGUUGGCGUUCAUCGUGAUUGUUUGUUUCCUGGUAUAUUACUGUUGCACAGGAACAUGGUUAUGUUGUUGUGCAGCAUGGUCAUGUUUUUGUGCAGCAUUGUCAUGUUGUUGUGGAGACGACGAAAGAGGAAAUGCCGACGUGAACCCGAAUGGCUCAAGAGUGAUAAGAAACCACUACGAACUGGAGGAAGAUCAUGGUGAGGAUGCAGGCGCCUACGAUACGGUGAAACAAUCCGAUGAUGGUGAAGGCUCGCAGGAUAAGAAGAAGCCUGCUGGAGACUCACUCCCCCCCGUUUAUGCCUCGGUAAAUAAGGAAAACAGACAAGGGAACACGCUGUAUGCAUCUCUGGACUCUGAGGCAUUGAGGAAGCCUGGGUCGAAGAAAAAACAACCGGAAACAAAAAAUGCACCAACUGAGUAUGCGAGCAUUGACUUCAUGCAGACCGGGAAGACACCAAAUGCAGAUAACGCAUAAACAUAACUGAGGAUGGCAAAGACUAAGAGAAGUUGAUUCGAGUGAUAUGUACAUAAUAAGAAGUGGAUUUUAAACAUUCUAUAGCUUAAAGUAAUUGAUUACCAAUCACCUAUUAAGUGCAUGAACAUAGAAUAAAGUAGAGUUUCUCAAAUAUUUUGUAGUUUUCCGCGGUGGAAAUUCUACCGUGGUAUUCGUGCGGUGGGAAAUAUUUACGGGAAAUAUUUAUUCAACUUUUAUCGGAAAAACGAUUUUCUUUUUUUAUGAUCUUCAUACAAAGUGUGAAAUUUUGCACGAUGUCUUGUGUUUUUGCAACAUUGGCAAAGCCAGCAGCUUUUAAAGCGGUUUCAGUUUCCCAAUCUAGCUACCUAGUCGGCUAGUCGCUGAGUGUAUAUGGAUGAAAUUCCAACUUAACUGCUUUUUGUUAUGGUUUGGCAAUCUUUUGAGCCAAUUUGCAUGCAUGUCUACAGAGAGUUUUUAGAAUUUGAUUCGAUAUAAUUAUAUCACUGUAUUUGGCAAUACGUAAUGGUGUGCUGUCUAAAAAACUGCGGAAUUUUAGGAACACGAGAAUACGUAAUAGCGUUUUUCUGUUAUAUUACUAUAUGUGUAUUCACGAUUUGUUUUAAUAGUUAGUUUUAUAUAACAAGUAUAGUUAUUAGUGUCACGCCAUAGGUUGUGAUUUAUAUAUUGACGAGAGCUUACUAACUUUUUGCCUUUUUUUCAACCAGUUUAAGUUCCCGGUUGAGCACCUUGCCUCAAACACUAUUGCUGCAUGG